Messenger RNA from Parathielavia appendiculata, 781 nucleotides. RefSeq lists its product as uncharacterized. The transcript has a single exon. Bases 225 to 695 code for a protein of 156 amino acids. The record is from RefSeq and is a predicted model, not a curated record. Lineage: Eukaryota; Fungi; Ascomycota; Sordariomycetes; Sordariales; Chaetomiaceae.
CUUUGGCUGGUCUCGAGAGCUUCAGGUUGUGGUGUUUUCCAGAUGACAGGGAGCUGUUCAGCUGUCCUUGUUCAAGUAGUGCUUCGUCAGCGGCACUUGAUCGACUACAACCCUAACCCUGGUUUUGGACCCAUCUUUUGCCUGCCGACCUCGUUCCUUCCUCUUCCGACAGCUACGCUCCCACCUCAAGUUCCUAGUGUUAUGGGCGGAAACUUUGAAACCGAAUGAAGCCAAUCAAGGUAGCCGCAAAAUCUAACAACAGUUGUUCCUUCCAACUUAGAAGAUGGCUUGUUCCGCACCUAGCCGUCCAGUGUCCGAUUGCUCGGAUGACAUCCCGAAUCCUGACCAUCGGGCGUCUUUCAACCCCAAAGGUCGACCUUGCCUUCGACAACUUGAGAACCUGGGCUCCCAAGUGUGCACACCCGAACCAAAAUUGGAGUCAUAUCUUUUCCUCGACGUUCUUUCCUUUUUCUCCAGUUCUUCAGUACUUACGUGCAAUGCACUCAUCUACCUCGACGCUUCGCCUCCAGUUUCCUACGCUAGUCGACUAUCAUCAAUACACCAUUCACUACCAGUCCGGGAGAGUUGACUCAAUCGCCAGGCUAGUCGUCCCCCAUUGCAGCUCACACCCGGCCACGUCGAGCACGGUUCUCUCUUCCCGCCUUGUCAUGGUAGACUUCCAGGUCACUCGUUGAUCAGCUCUUCUCUGGCCAAGAAGGUCGCAAUCCGGGCGUGCACUCGUUUGAUUCACUGCCUCCUGUCGCUUCUGCCCCAUCAGCUU